AUGGUGCUGAAAGAUGCUGUUAAUCACUGUAUAGAGCACAUUGUCUGUAAAGAAUCCUUUAGAAGGAUUGCCUUGAAGAAACAUAAAGCAGCAAAAAUUGGGAGUUUGGAAUAUCUUGCUCUACUUAUUGCUGGCAACGCCAAAAUUGACUUGAGCAACGACAGUGGACAAACAGCAGCAGACCUCACCCUGGCUUAUGGCUUUCUGGAAUGGGCCAAGUUCCUCAAAACAAUUCAGCACACUCAGAGAAUGAAACUGAGAGGACAAUCUGUCUACUCACUAAGUGACAAACAUGGCUUGCUGAGAGAGGAUCCAGCUGCACAGACACAAGAAAGCAAAACUAGCAGAUCCAUAGGCAGGAGAAGGAGGAGAUGAGAUGAUGUGUAG
This is a messenger RNA of Cuculus canorus (common cuckoo), 387 nucleotides long. RefSeq names its product ankyrin repeat domain 37 (gene ANKRD37). The transcript has 3 exons. The record is from RefSeq and is a predicted model, not a curated record. Lineage: Eukaryota; Metazoa; Chordata; Aves; Cuculiformes; Cuculidae.